UCUACGCCUCUAUAAACACUGUCGUCGAGCAAGAUGACACCACACAUUAUCCCGUGGAAGUUCUGAACGCCCAGAAAUUCCACGGUAUAUUCCAGCGCAUACCAUCAAGCUGAAGGUCAGUGUCCCGAUUAUGCUUCUUCGGAACCUAUCUUCUCCGAAGUUGUGUAACGGGACCCGCCUUAAAGUCAUCUCGCUCCACAGACACACCAUUGAGGCGGAAAUUCUUACGGGUUGUGGCGUCAGCGAGGCAGUAUUUAUACCACGCAUUCCCCUCAUACCUCAUAGCUACCCGUGCCAAAUCAAGCGCAUACAGUUCCCCGUGAGUGUUUGCUUCGCGCUGACUGCCUUGCACUUGCAGGAUUUUUUUGUCAGGUGCUGUUCCAUUCUCGGAUGCAGGCUGCAAGUAUGCACGACUGGUUUUGUGUAUUUUUGUGAAAAUUAA
Molecule: messenger RNA, 442 nt
Organism: Chilo suppressalis (striped riceborer)
Lineage: Eukaryota; Metazoa; Arthropoda; Insecta; Lepidoptera; Crambidae
Source: the annotation of a GenBank genome assembly